UCCCUGGAGGAAAAGAUAUUUAAAAAGUAGCCGUAAAAUGGACUCUAUUAAAAAAGGGCUAAAUUGUCUCGUAGUUUGAAGCAACAAUAGGUGUUUGAUAGAAUAUAAUUAAAUUUCCAGGAGCACAGUGAAGCAUUAGCAUCAGCUACAGUGAUGAAAUAUUCUUUUUCAUAUACAUAAUUAUUAUUAUUUUAGAUCUUUGCUUGCAUAAUGACACACUUUUCUUUUGACCUCGUUUUCUGAAUGAACCUAUCAGGGCCCCCGCUGUAAAGUUCGGGAUUUGCCACAUCUUACAUAAAUAAUGUUUGUCCAUAACGAUCAGUGCAUUUAAUGCUGAUGAGGUGACAAACAAACUCCUACACAUCCUGUAAUCCUCUUACAGAACUGGAAAAUAAAGCAGGGAAUUUAACAUAAACGGAGCUUAACGGAGCAACAUUCAGCUGACUGAAAGUCUCCUACAGAAAAAUAAGAUCAUGUAAUUAAGUCCUGCAGAGCUCCCAAUUAGGCAAGACCAGCUGAGAUGAAAUCGGAGGGUUUUGUGUCACGAAAUUGAUGGGGAAAAAUACAGUUUAUCCCUCUGAAGGAUUAAUGCACAUAUCUGCUGUCCUGCUGUGACCCAGGGUCACAUCUUUAAUAGAUAAAAAAGCUUAAUUAGAUACUGCAACUCAUGAUCCAGGAAUCUAACUCUGACGCAUAAGGAUCAUUAUAAACACACGAUUGGCCCCGCUUAGCCCGGGUAAAUAUGUUUAUUGUUCAACCUGCUCGCCAGGAAAGGAGGCUUUGGGCUUCCAGCUCACCCCGGGAUUAGAAGCGGCCGCCCCUGCGCACCAAUAUAAAUCCUCCCGGCGCGUCGCGUCCAGCUCAGUCUUUACGCACGAGUCCGGCAGCGCGUCGAGGAAACUUAUCUGCGAAGCUGCUGUUCACGAGUGGACGCGAAUAAAACAGUUACAAGUGGUAUUAUCAGUGUCUUUAACCUGCCUGCUUCUGAAGACAAACGGGACAGGAGGGAUGUCCGUGCUGGGCGCACUGCCGUUCAUGAAGCCGCUGCACCACGUGCGCUCCCCGGUGCCGCAGGGCCGCCGCCACACGCUGCCGGCCAGCGAGUUCCGCUCCCUGAGUCCGGAGGACGCGAUCAGCGUGUUCGAGAUAGAAAGAGAAGCCUUCAUCUCAGUGUCCGGAGAAUGCCCGCUCCACCUGGACGAGGUGCGUCACUUCCUCACGCUGUGUCCCGAGCUUUCUCUCGGCUGGUUCGAGGAGGGACGGCUGGUGGCGUUCAUCAUCGGCUCUCUGUGGGACCAGGAGAGGCUAACCAUGGAUGCUUUGACUCUCCAUAAGCCUCAUGGAGCCACGGUCCAUAUCCACGUCCUCGCCGUCCACCGGACCUUCAGGCAGCAGGGGAAGGGCUCUAUUCUGAUGUGGCGCUACCUGCAGUACCUCCGCUGUCUGCCCUACGUGCGACGCGCUGUCCUGAUGUGCGAGGACUUUCUGGUUCCCUUCUACCAGAAGUCAGGGUUCAAGGCUUUGGGCCCCGCUGAGAUCACCGUGGGACCCCUCAACUUCAUCGAGAUGUUCUACCCAGUCAGGGGCCACUCCUUUAUGCGGCGCAACAGUGGAUGCUGAAGGAUGGGACUUUGGUUUAACGUUUCCAAAAACAGGAUGCAUUGACACUCCUUAAGCCUCGCGUAGUGGAGGCAUGUGAGUGGAGCAGGGAUUUGUCUAAUCUCUGAGUGAAAAAUGUUCAGCAGCCGGUGAGAAGAGAGCCUUCGCGAAGCUGUAAACAAAGAGCUGACCUCCAGCUUUCAGCAACUGUUGGAUACGUUCUUGUUGGCUGGAAACCGUCAAAAUUUGUGCUGAAGAGAGAGAAGUUGCCAUUGGAGCAAAGAGUGCGAGCGGCAACUUCAUGAAACUUUGAAAAACGAAACAUUGUGUGUUUUGAAAGACAAUGCCGGACACUUAACGAACUGCAAGCUGCCUUUUCUUUCAUCCAGUCCUUGUUCUAAAUGGUUUGUUAUAGUUCAAACUACGACUGGGCAAAACAACAAUAAAAAUAGAUAUGAUAGACAAGUGAUCAAUAUCAAUAGAUUUUA
Messenger RNA from Poecilia reticulata (guppy), 2087 nucleotides. It is a transcript of the gene aanat1, whose product is annotated as arylalkylamine N-acetyltransferase 1. Gene Ontology annotation, biological process: response to light stimulus; circadian rhythm. Gene Ontology annotation, molecular function: aralkylamine N-acetyltransferase activity. Lineage: Eukaryota; Metazoa; Chordata; Actinopteri; Cyprinodontiformes; Poeciliidae. The record is from RefSeq and is a predicted model, not a curated record. Gene Ontology annotation, cellular component: cytoplasm.